Molecule: messenger RNA, 3896 nt
Organism: Harpegnathos saltator (Jerdon's jumping ant)
Lineage: Eukaryota; Metazoa; Arthropoda; Insecta; Hymenoptera; Formicidae
Product: serine/threonine-protein phosphatase 4 regulatory subunit 4
Exons: 16
Coding region: 254-3829 (1191 amino acids)
Cellular component (GO): cytosol; protein serine/threonine phosphatase complex
Molecular function (GO): protein phosphatase regulator activity
Source: RefSeq, a predicted model, not a curated record
GGCCGCGCUCGUGACGGUUCGGCGCGAAUCGGAUGUGUUCGUGCGUCUCGACGUCGAGUUGAGUAGAAUCGAUAGCAUAGAAAUCGGAGCCUACUUCAGUUGUCAUCGAGUUCUCGUAUUGUUGUUCUUCCUAGUACGAAAAAAACAUGGCAUGAACGUGCGUAUAUUAGUGCCAUCCGCGUAAGGGCUCAUCAAUCGAUUGACAGUGUCACUGAAUUUACUGCAAUAUCGAUAAAUAAGAUGCGCCUUGAAAAUGCUGGACGAGGGAGAUGAAGUCCCUUUCGAGAUCGCUCUCGAUCCGAUAGGAGAUGAAAUCCAGAAGCUUAGUGUUGUACAAAAUCUACCAAGUCUUUUAGCUUCUGACACACAGUCAUGUAUGUCGCGAGUGGUACCUAAGAUGCAGCAGUCUCUGUCCACUGCAUCAACUGAAUUUCACAUAGCAGCAUCAUCUGCAUUUAAAACAAUUUUAGAGCAGAAGCUUGUCAGCUAUUAUGUUUUUAGUCAGACAUUCCUUCAAAGUAUAUUAAAUUCACUGCACAUUCGUGACCCAGUUAUCUGUGAUGCAUGGUUGGAGACCUUACUGGAUGUGAUAGAGUUACUGCCGGUAGAAAUCAUAAGAACACAGAUUCUUCCAACGACUAUAAGUAAAGGACAAUUAUCACAACCUAUCUACUCCAGGAUAACAUGCAGCAAAUUAUUGGGCAAAAUUAGCACACGGUUUGAUUCUACUAUGAUACAGAAGGAAAUUCUACCGACAGUACACUCUCUUUGUCAGGAUGUUAGUAGUGAAGUACGAGCUAAUAUCUGCUUGCAAUUAUGUUUUGUCGCAGAAGGCCUCGGUGUCGAAUCUGUAAAACCUGCUUUACUACCAUCUCUUGUAGAAUUAGCAAGCGAUGAAGAAAGCAAUGUAAGAUACAUCUCAGUACAGACAAUAGUGUAUUUACUACCUCAUCUUCAGGAAGAUACAAUAAAAACUAUAAUAGCACCACUUGUUAAGAAGCUAUGUGAGAGUGCAAGUAAAUCAGAAGAUAAUGUGAUAUGUAUGAUAGCUCAGGAGUUUGGGAAACUUGUACUUAACUUAGAAAAGUGUUUAUCAGUGUCAGAGAAAGCAUGGUUCUUAAAGUACUAUCAGCAACUUGCACAAAUGGGAAUACCAUCAUCGAAGAAGGAGAAGCAAUACUUUAUAUUUAUGAGCAGUAAUCCCACGGAAGAUGAAAGAUAUGUGGAAUGUAGAAGUCAUUGUGCAUUUAAUUUACCUGCGCUGUUUAUCUUUGUAUCAAAUUCACCAGAAGAUGUGGAUUCAUUACUUUUGACGCUUGAUUUGUUAACAAAUGAUCAUUACUAUAUGGUUCGUAAAACCGUUGCGUCUGGACUUCAUGAAAUAGUGAAGAUUUUAGGGUCGAAAAGUGCACGAUUAAAAGGGAACUUGAUAAAAUUAUUGAAUGAUGAUUCUGAGGAAGUACUUCAAGGCUUAAUUCCUUAUAUUAAAUUAACACUGGAAUAUUUAAUCGAAAGUCAAGCUAUCGUUACGGAUAAAAUGGAUUCUACUCUCUUGGAAAUAGGUAAAGCUUUAUUAAAGUGUGAGGCUGAAGUUUCGAGUACGCAUAAUUGGAGAUUGACAUCUUUAAUGUAUGCACAACUCGAAAUUCUACCUAAAUGUUUUCCCAGUGACUUUAUAUACUCGUAUUUUGUGCCAAUAGCUUUCUCCAGAAUUUUACAUGCAAGACCAAUACCGGUACGUCUUGCUGCGGGAAUACUAUUUCUUUUCCUUUUACGAUACAAUAUGAAGCCUAUACAGAGAGCUGAGUUGCGUAGUAGAAUAUCUACAGAUUUAGCUAAUAAUUCUGAUUGCUACGUGAGAAUGAUGUUUGUUCGCAUGAUGGUCGAAGCACUGGAGAUCUUUUCCUCUUCUUAUUUUAAGGAACAUUUUUUCAAUAUUUUAUUGACUCUAGCUGAGGAUCCAGUAGCUAAUAUAAGGAUGAAAGUGGUGUCUUUACUGCCACAACUAAAGAGUCAGUUGUGGAUACCAACUGAUAAGAAAUUGCUGACAUCGUUAGAAUCGGUUGUCAGACACUUGAAUAACAAUGAAAAAGAUAGAGAUGUUCUAUUUAUUUUAAAAGACGUCACGCGGGAGUUAGAAGAAAUAGAUAUCAAAUAUGAGGGCCAAACUUUCACAACGAAAUUUACCAAACAAGAUUUGGAAGAUGCCAAAAAAUUGGAAGAAGAAAAGAAACUGUCAGGUAUAAGUACGGGAAAAGUAGCGACUGGAACAGUAAUUAAAAAAGGUGGUUGGACAAAAACAGGUACUGAAGGUGCGACGAGAGGAAUCUCUCAAUCCAAAGAUGGAGCUGCACUUUUUCAACAGACAGUCGGCAGUGUAAAAACAAGAACUCAACUAACAAAUCCUUGGGAAAGAAUAUCAUAUUUUGACUCAAAUACUAACACGUCGUAUCUUAAAUUUGAGAAUGGAGAAUCGUCUAACAAUCACAUCACACAAAAGCCACAAUGUAGCUGCUCCAAGUUGGCAGUAUUCCAGGCUCUCCUGACAUUGCCAGAUGCAUGCGAGCUAGAACACAAGAGCGAUGCUUCUCAAUGCCAGUCUUAUCACGAUAUCGAUGAUAUUGAGGAUCACGCGAAGCUUCGACAGCAAUUUAUGCAAGCGAACGAAUCUAAUUCUUCCGCCAUCACCAAAUCUCUCCUCUUUUCACUCAUGAAAGAGAACAAGCAACAGAUGCAGCAAAAUUUGCUACUAACACGGGACUAUUUACGCGAAUUUCCUACUAAUACCAGCGGCAAAGACAAAGCGCCAAAUUUUGCCGCUUUGCGAGCUGUAACUAACGCUGCGCAUUACAACUCCUGUUGGGCUUUCAGUUCCAUGCCGGAGAUCCCUAUGAUGCAGUCUGACGACGAGUUUCUAGUUGACACUGGCAUCAGGAUACCUGCACAAUUCUCCUCUUCUCAAAGCGCAUCCAAAAUACCGCACCUGCAAGAUUUUAUUUCUGAACGGAGACGAUCAAACAUCACAGUUCGACCAAAGAGCAGUGUGAGCUUUGACAAGGUCAAAUUCAAAAGACAUUCGUCCGUUGAGUACGAGGACUGCAUGAAACGUAGAACCAACGAAUGUGAUUCAUCGAGGAGCACACCGACGUCUAUAGACUACGAGGAUGGACUGCAGCGUAACAUAACAAAGGAGAAUUUGAGUGACCAGCGGUUUUCAAAAACUGACAUGAGAACUAAGAGAUAUUCGGCGCCACAUGGAAGAACAAGAUUCGGCUUUGACGCCAGCCAAGAGAGAUACAUCGACGAGAAGUUGAAACGCAGUUCUCUGAUAUUCGAGAAGGAUAAAUUGAAGCUCACUAAUUCCAAGUGCACAUUGGACCGGACCAAGCGUCAUUCCACGAAUUUUACGAAUCUGAAACUUCCCGACUCUAAGGAGACAAAGCAAAGCUUGAAGCGUCACAGUCUGGAAGAUUAUACGAUGGCUCGACGGACCAUAAGAGGAUAUUUCUCGACGCUGGAUGUGAAUCACAAUCAGGGCCUUAGCAAAAUCCCUUUGAGAAACGUCGGAUCUCGUAGCAGAACUGCGCCUACCACUCGAGCAUCUAGCCCCGUUCAUCUGGAGACACGAUUAAGGUUUGAUAUUGAGAACUGUGAUGACCCUCAGAGCUCUUCUAGCGAGAGGCAUUUAUAUAGAUUUAGCUCGAGUGACGAGCAGGUUGAUAAAUUGUGUAAGAUGUUGUUACAUUCUCAAACGACACAAAGUAGCACGGAGGAAACACCAAAAACUAGAGAAAGAUUUCCUAUUCGCUUGUUGAUGAAAAAACUAUGAAGUAUAUAAUUCUGUCUCCCUCUUUUUCUCACUAUACACACACACACACACACACACACACACACAC